Molecule: messenger RNA, 2363 nt
Organism: Aplysia californica (California sea hare)
Lineage: Eukaryota; Metazoa; Mollusca; Gastropoda; Aplysiida; Aplysiidae
Product: mitochondrial import inner membrane translocase subunit Tim10B
Exons: 4
Coding region: 278-820 (180 amino acids)
Cellular component (GO): mitochondrial intermembrane space chaperone complex
Source: RefSeq, a predicted model, not a curated record
CAUGGAUGUCCGUCCUACAAAGCCUACUUUCGAUUUUGUGCGAGACAGCUUGAUGCAACACUGAAUUAUUGAUAUUAUCGUAACCUUCACAUGUUUCAGUGUUUUGUCCCUCGACCAAAUUGCACCCUUUUAAUUUUGCAUCUUAUAUUAGAGGGUCUAGAUCUACACCUUUCGGAUUGGUAUCUUUUCAUACGGAGAGCAAGAGACAAAACUGCUCCCUGAGUUUGGAAAAAGUUUGUGAACACUUGUGACUACAGUUUUGACUUUUGACCUCAGCAUGUCGUCAACUCUUGCCAAUGAGGCAAACCAGAGAGGUCUGAAAGACUUCUUGACUCUGUACAACACAAUCACAGAAUAUUGUUUCAACAAAUGUGUCUCCAAUUUCAAUGAAAGAAGCGCGUCUGGACAAGAGAGAUCCUGCAUUGAAGUGUGCACAGACAAUUAUGUCCAGUUCAACCAGAGGUUCAUGUUCAACUUCGUCGACCACCAAGAGCGGCGGAAGAGGGAGACGGAAGCUGCAGCCAUCGAGGCGGCCAAGAAGGAAGCCCUGGCGGCACAGGAAGCUCAGGCCCAGCAAGCGGCCGAAGUGCUAGAGAGCCUCAGCGCAGCCUCCUCCGACACUUCCAGCAUGGUGAAUCUUGACGCAGCGGCGCUGAGCAACCAGCAGGUCUCGCUCGCAGCCCCAGAAAACCCGUCUGUUCCCGACGUCCCGAGCCCUGCUGAGGUGUUGUCUUUCCCAGAGAACAACUCUGUAGUGGAAACAGCCCCGGUAGCGCCAUCGUCGUUACCGUCGGCGGAGAACUCUUUGAAAAAUGUGUAAUAUGUCACGUUGAUUAUAUAUUCAGACAUUAGUAUUCACAGGAAUAGGGUCACGACCGCUCCGAGAGCUGCUUCAGUUGUUUUGAAAGGUGCCGGGGGAAGGCAGAUCAAGUGCAUUAGAAGCAAGUUUUCAAAUGUCAUGUAAAAGUUUAGGACACUGCGCACAAAAUCAGCCGAAAUCGCGUCUUUUAGCACCGCAGCUCCUGCUGUCCGGAUGUGAUUAAUCACUCCGCGCUGUACCUGUUGACCUUUUUUAUUGGGGUCAUUUGACCUCUUCGCACCGUUUUAAACUGGGGUGUGUUCUUGAUAAAAUUGUCUAAAUUACUAUCUCAAUUACAGUGGUUCCGUUAGACCCACCAAGUAGUUUUAAUUUAUAAUAGACUUUAGCAGCACCAUUUCUCCUGCUCCUAAAGAAAGUCUCAGUCUUCUAUGUGUCAUACCAAGUGUUCUACUCGUGUCUGUUUGCUGCCUGUGUAACACGCUUUUCUUAUUUCAAACUGAGGAUAAAUAAUCAAUUAUUGUGACAAAACGGUGCAUUGAAUAUUUUUGGGAUUUGUAUAUAUAUUUGUGUGUUCGAUAAGAAAUCCUGUUUUAAGUGUGUAAAUUUCAGUAGGUAGGCCUACUACCGCAGUUGUGAUUGUUAAGCUACAUCAGAUUAUUAUGUUAGGCCCGCGAAUUUACUAAUGCUAUUGCCGUAUACAACGAAGACCUUAAAAUGGAGCACUCCCCCUGAAAGUCAUGUAUCCGCUUUAAACUGUCUGUGUGGAGUGUGCGGAAGACUGAACAUUACUGGGAAGCAGAGAAAAUCCAUUAAAAAGCCGUAUUUAUGUUCGGAAAUAGCCAGUGACCUGUUCCUUGUGUUUGGGUUGAGUAUCAAUGAUGACACUUGAUGUGCUUACAGUGAGGACUGUGAUGCAAAAACGUGCACAGUCUGUGAAUAGAAAAGGCUGCUCUCUCUUGGCUGUGCCACAGUAAAGCCUCGUGACCCCCAGUCUCACUCCAGCAGUCAAGAAAAUAAACACGCCAAGCUAGUCCUAACACCAACAUUUCUGAGACGGACACAACCACACAGAGUACAUGUACAUGUGUAUGUACCCGUGCUCUCAGCACAGACUCAACACAAAAAAAGGACCCACUCACAAGUACAAGCCAGACUUGCCACACCCACCCUCAGUCUGUUGUACCAGUCUGUGAAUAGCACGUAGAUGUACAACAUUCAGACACAAUGGUUCAGGACAGUCACAUCGCAGCUCAUACCGACACAAUCAGUCAGAGCACACCAGUCACAAAUUUUCCCAUACCGCAUGAUAGCAGUUGUAGUGAGCACAGCGUAGGCAUUGUCUGUGAUUCUCCAUCGUUAUCAUUCACACCCACUGAAGGCUUCUACGACUCCCCUGGCUUCUUCAACUCCAGCCCAGACACCUGAAACAGUUAGGCCUGCCCAAGACAGCACAACAUCUCCCAUGAUCAAAGACAUAGAAACCAUCAGCCGUGCGAUAAAUAAGUCAAUAAGUAAGGCAGAGAUGCAUCCACUCACAAAAAAA